AUCCCGGUUCAGUAGGGUGUGUGGCGUGUGUCAAGUGUUCCUACGCUACGGUCGCCACCGCAGAAAUGAACCGCGAGAGCUUCGCGGCGGGGGAGCGGCUGGUGUCGCCGGCUUACAUACGGCAAGGCUGUGAGGCCCGCCGCUCGCACGAGCACCUCGUACGGCUGCUUCUGGAGAAGGGCAAGUGUCCAGAGGAUGGUUGGGAUGAAAGUACACUUGAACUCUUUUUGCAUGAACUUGCAAUCAUGGACAGCAACAAUUUCCUGGGCAAUUGUGGUGUGGGUGAAAGAGAAGGGAGAGUGGCAUCUGCAUUAGUUGCUCGGCGUCAUUACAGGUUCAUUCAUGGAAUUGGACGAUCGGGUGAUAUUUCCGCUGUGCAACCCAAAGCUGCAGGUUCUAGCCUUUUGAACAAAAUUACCAAUUCUUUGGUCCUGGACAUCAUAAAGUUGGCUGGUGUCCAUACAGUGACCAACUGCUUUGUGGUUCCUAUGGCAACUGGUAUGAGUCUAACCUUGUGUUUCUUAACAUUACGACACAAAAGACCAAAGGCAAAGUAUAUUAUAUGGCCGAGAAUAGACCAGAAGUCCUGCUUUAAGUCCAUGAUCACUGCAGGUUUUGAGCCUGUGGUGAUAGAGAACGUGUUAGAAGGAGACGAGCUGCGCACGGACCUGGAAGCAGUGGAGGCUAAAGUCCGGGAACUUGGGCCCGAUCACAUUCUGUGCGUUCAUUCUACGACGUCCUGUUUUGCUCCAAGGGUGCCCGAUAGACUGGAGGAGCUGGCCGUGAUCUGUGCGGACUACGGUGUUCCGCACGUGGUCAACAACGCUUACGGGGUGCAGUCGUCCAAGUGCAUGCACCUCAUCCAGCAGGGGGCUCGAGUUGGUAGAAUAGACGCUUUCGUUCAGAGCUUGGACAAAAAUUUCAUGGUUCCAGUAGGUGGCGCUGUAAUUGCUGGCUUUAAUGAUUCCUUCAUUCAGGAAAUCAGCAAGAUGUAUCCAGGAAGAGCUUCGGCUUCACCUUCUUUAGAUGUCCUUAUCACUUUAUUAUCACUUGGAUCAAAUGGCUAUAAGAAGCUAUUAAAAGAAAGAAAGGUGUCUGCUGAGUGGGACCAGGGUGCGCGAGGAGAGAGCGGAAUGGCUGCCCCGGCGGCUGGUGCUGGCUCGCUGGGCUUAGAAGACAAGCUAAGUUCUGAAAGAACAUCAGACAUGCAGCUCUUGGCGCUGUCCUGUAACAAAGCUAAGUGUGGACACACGAGUAGAUUUGCAGCCCUAGAAGUGGAGUAGCUGAAUUUCAACCAAAGUGUCAGAUCGCAGGCCUGGUUUCGGGGCCUCCACAGAAGCAUUUUGAAAGCAGGGCGCUAGCCUGGGGCGCAGGGCCUGGGGAGUGUGCCCGGGGCCCCUCGGCUGGCCCCGGCCAGAGCAGCGGGUUGCAUUCGGAGCUGCACUGGGGGGCCUCCAUGUGCUGGGUCUGUACCUGCUGUCCGUUGUCUGUCUACCCUUUCAUGGUGCUGUGCACGUGUUAGGCCACUUGUUAUGUUUCCUGUUUGAUCUAUUAUCUACUUUGUAAGAUAUGUUAUAAUAAUUUCUGAAGCCCUAUUUUCAUCUUCUAACACAAAACAGUAUGUUUCAAAAAACAUGAUUACAUAAGAUAUUUUCCCUUAAAAUUUUGUGAAUUAUGCACAUUUGGGGGUUAUGAGGAGGGAUAGGCUAAACGUUGGGCUCUACAGCUGCAAAUCAAUUUGCAAAAGGCCACGUGAAAGAUGAUGCUUAAUAUAACUCAGCUUCGCUUCCAUGAGCAUCUUGAACUACGGUGUAAAGUUUUGUAUUUUUAUUCUAGAAAUAUAGCUGACAUUAGCAUUCAGGUAUGCAGUUCAGUUUAUCUCUAGUGAAGAGUCCUUUAAAAUUAAGUUAAAUACAGCACAAAAGACAUUGAAAAUCAAUAAUAUUUCAUUUCUUUUAAGUAAGAUCUUUCUAUAUACAUUUGCUUUGGGUGCUUAUAAAUUUCUCCCUUUACCAAAGUAUUUUAUAAUAAAUGUCAGUUAUAGAUUUAACUGUGGCAAAAAAAAAUAGUGCAGGUUUUGUAGUACCUUCAAUAUAUCAGGAAAAAAUUGCUUAGCUAAGUAGCAGUGUAGGAAAUAGUGAUACAGUCUCCUAAACGAUAUUUUUUAAAUGUAGUGAUAUUAAUGGGAGAGCAUUGAGGACCUUGACCUGCCAAAUACUGUAGGAUUCAGUAUCUUGUGUGUUAAGAUGUUUAGGCUUCUUUGCCUAUUGGAUUACCUAUCAUAACCCUUUACACAAAGUAUUUGCAGAUGGAGGUGAACUUGACUCACAGAUGUUUUCUUUUGUGCCUAAUUACUCCCAUACUACUUACAUGUAGGAUUUAGUUACCUUAGCAUUAUGUUUGUGGUCUAAAGAUGUUAGUUGUAGGUAAACCUGAAUUCUAGUGGUAUUGGUAACUGGUAGGACUGGAUAAAACUGAUUUGUUAAAGUACUAGAAAUUGAGUAUUAGGAGCAUCUCAGUUUUUUAAUAGUCAUGUAUGCAUCAGUAAGUUUAAAAGCACCCUCUAGGAGUAUUACUAGGGAAACAUUUCCUCUUUUUUUGGAAAUAGCUAAGUACAAAUAUGCACAUACUAAUUACUCAUCAGGUUUCUUAGUUUACAAGUGUGACCACAUUGGUGAUUAUUGGGGUAGCCAUACUAGACAGAAUAAUAUUUUGCAUUUGUCCUCACCACUGAAAUAAGUAUUUUGCAGUGACUCUAAGGGUGGAAAACGUAGGAGUCUAUAAAAGGUAUUUCCUAGCUAUCAGAUUUCUUUCUGCUUACCAGAAGUUGAAUUUGAGACUAAGAGAAUUAGACAGAUGCAGAUUAAGACUUUGGUGUAUAAUACAGAUUAUAAAAAAUCAGCAGUUAACAUCUAAAUUAAAAUGUGACUGCUUUUUUCUUUUUUAAACAAUAUAGAGCAUUUAAAUUAGUGACCUAGUUACUUUAUAGUAGAUGAAAAUAAAUAAAUGAAAUCCAGAAAUUCUACUGUUCAUCAGUACUGGCAUAGUACUAAAAGAUUAGAAAUUGUUCCAGUUGUCAGAAAAACUCUUGAUCUUUGCAUUCCAUUUGAUUCUCUUACUGUUUCACCUUCUGAAGUGAUUAUCAGAACAGUAGUUUAAGAAGGAGGGGCCAGGAAGUCUUUAUAUGUUUAAGAAAAGUUAACUAAACAGCUCUUUACAGUUUGUAAAUGGUGAUGACAUUUGCUUCCUUAAUUAUUUCUCUACACUAUUUUUUUAAAUGUUUAUUUUUGAGCGAGAAAGAACAUGAGUGGGGGAGGGGCAAAUAGAGGA
This is a messenger RNA of Suricata suricatta (meerkat), 3330 nucleotides long. RefSeq names its product Sep (O-phosphoserine) tRNA:Sec (selenocysteine) tRNA synthase (gene SEPSECS). The record is from RefSeq and is a predicted model, not a curated record. The coding region runs from base 66 to 1283 and encodes 405 amino acids. The transcript has 9 exons. Gene Ontology annotation, molecular function: tRNA binding; O-phosphoseryl-tRNA(Sec) selenium transferase activity. Gene Ontology annotation, biological process: selenocysteine incorporation; conversion of seryl-tRNAsec to selenocys-tRNAsec. Lineage: Eukaryota; Metazoa; Chordata; Mammalia; Carnivora; Herpestidae.